GAGACUUCAGCAGAAAAGCAACUUUGCUCCGCUUGCAGCCACGAAUGUUUUCGACCGUCGACUGUUUCAUCAUCUUCCAUUCUGGAAAUUGGCUCAGAUUUUGGCGUGCACCAUUCUCCUUUUAUCCAUCCACAAAGGCCAAAUUAUGCUCUUUUAACUACAAGUCCAACAUUCUCAGAUGCACCUUCCCGUUCCUCACCACUUUCUAAAGAUAAAUAUGCUUCACAAAAAAAGGUAUCCUGGUGCAGCACUGCUCUUCUACAACUGCGAAGUAUUGAGCCUACUCAGCCAGUGUCCUCACUGCCGCAAUCAAUUGGUUCACCUUGUUAUGCAAAUGAAACUUAUGUAGCAGGUGCUUCUGUUCUCCUCCCGGCUUCCACUGAUGCUGUACAAUCGUAUCUAUGCCCAAUUAGGAUGCUAAGUUACGUGGCUGCGGAUGACAUGUGA
Messenger RNA from Protopolystoma xenopodis, 447 nucleotides. Lineage: Eukaryota; Metazoa; Platyhelminthes; Monogenea; Polystomatidea; Polystomatidae. The record is from the annotation of a GenBank genome assembly.